This is a messenger RNA of Trachymyrmex cornetzi, 2446 nucleotides long. It is a transcript of the gene spin, whose product is annotated as lysolipid transporter protein spinster. Gene Ontology annotation, molecular function: transmembrane transporter activity. The transcript is spliced from 10 exons. Gene Ontology annotation, cellular component: membrane. Lineage: Eukaryota; Metazoa; Arthropoda; Insecta; Hymenoptera; Formicidae. Gene Ontology annotation, biological process: transmembrane transport. Bases 492 to 2060 code for a protein of 522 amino acids. The record is from RefSeq and is a predicted model, not a curated record.
UAUUCGUAGCUAAACUUUUGCUUUAGUCAUAAUUUAGAGCUAUUUUCUGGGAAUGAACAAAUGGACUAUCGUGCACGAGCGUUUUAUUUUAUUAAGAGAGUUGCUUCUUAGGCAGAGAGGUUUCUCUCUCCCAAGCUCCUUUUAAUAAAACAAUUAUAUGCGGACGAGAUGACGUGAUAGUAUAAUAAUUUAUGCAUAACCUAUACCACUUAUGAACGCUAUUGACGCCCACAUAUACGUCGGCUUGUCCAACGUUAAAUUAGGUGUACAUAUAGUCUGAGUUCGAAUAACAUUUUUUCGUGUGGAUGUUAUUAAGAUAUAUCUAGUCUAGUGCGUUACUUGCAUGGUCUUUCGAAUGUUGUUUUUAUUCAGCAAACAAUACCGGCGGACUAUUAACUGACGAGUUUGGAGUCCAGGUAAACAGCGUGAACUCGACAAUCCGUCAAGCGUGACGCGAUUAACACCGGCAACACCGAGGUACUUAUUGCGUCAUGGUAGAUAAUCGAACACCCAUUAACUCGGAAAAUAAGUAUUGUAUGGUAAAUGCGGAUCAGGACAACCCAAGGGAAACACGCACGAAAGAAAUAAUGCCUUCGGAGCUGAGGUCGAUCAGCGUGGCUGACUGGCUCACAGUCACGGUCCUCUGUUUCGUAAAUCUUAUAAAUUAUAUGGACCGCUUCACGGUUGCUGGAAUAUUGACGUACAUCAAGCAUGACUUUGAUAUCGGUAAUGAUAAGUCUGGGCUACUGCAAACAGCAUUUAUUUUGAGCUACAUGGUGUUUGCGCCGUUAUUUGGAUAUUUAGGAGAUCGUUACAAUAGAAAAUUUAUUAUGAGCGGUGGUGUAUUUUUAUGGUGCCUAACAACAUUUAUUGGUUCUUAUAUGAAAACCUUUGGAUGGUUCCUAUUCUUUAGAACACUUGUUGGCAUAGGAGAAGCUAGUUACUCUACAAUCGCGCCAACAAUUAUUAGUGAUUUAUUUAUAAAAGAUGUACGUUCUAAGAUGCUCGCCCUAUUUUACUUUGCUAUUCCAGUUGGAAGUGGUUUAGGAUAUAUUACUGGAGGUGAAACAGCUCGUAUUACUGGUCAGUGGCAAUGGGGGUUGCGUAUUACUCCAGUAUUAGGAAUUGUAGCGAUCCUUCUAUUACUUUUUGUAGUAAGAGAUCCUAUUAGAGGUGAACGUGAAGGAGGUGUUCAUUUGACAAGUACCACAUGGUCAUACGAUGUCAAGCAGUUAUUAAAGAAUUCAAGUUUUAUGCUGUCUACUGCAGGAUUUACUUGUGUAGCGUUUGUCACUGGUGCACUGGCAUGGUGGGCGCCAAUAUAUCUACAAUUAGGUUUCCAAUUACUUCCUUAUGGAGCAAAUGUUGAUCCAGAAGAUGUUGCAUAUAAGUUUGGUUUAAUUGGUAUGGCAUCUGGUCUAAUAGGUGUACCUUUAGGCUCUGCUAUAGCACAAAAAUUACGAACUUACUGGCAACAAGCUGAUCCUCUGAUAUGUGCCGUAGGCCUUUUAAUAAGUGCUCCUCUAUUAUUUUUUGCUAUGAUUACUGCCAAUACAAAUUCUACUCUUUGUUACAUAUUAAUAUUUUUUGGUCAGUUAUCACUAAAUUUAAAUUGGGCUAUUGUAGCAGACAUAUUACUGUAUGUAGUGAUUCCCACAAGAAGGUCCACAGCAGAAGCAUUCCAAAUACUCAUUGCACAUGCUCUAGGAGAUGCAGGCAGUCCUUAUCUUAUUGGACUUAUAUCAGAAGGAUUAAAGUCCACAUUCUUGUCGGAUGUAGGAAGACAAUCUGAUAUUUAUGAUAGUCAAAAUAUAAGCAUCGAGUUCCAUAGUCUACAAUAUGCAAUGUUUCUUACAAUGUUUGUAGAAGUAUUCGGUGCUCUAUUCUUCUUCCUGACAGCAUUGCAUAUACAGAAGGACAAGGCAUUAGUCGAUCUUGCUAUUGCGGGUGGAAGUCUUUCCGAUUCAGUGUGUAUUUGCAACGAUGCAGUUAACAGCGAAUUACAAAAUGAUACAAAUACUAUACUGGAAUUUAACAGACAUGUGGAACCAUCCGACUAGAUUUUUGUAGGGUCUUAAUAUUUUAAAUAAGGUAUGAAUGUAUUGUUACGAAUGUACAGUAUGUGUGAUUCUAUCAAACAUAAAUAUUUGUUUUUAUGAUGUAAAAUGUUAUUAAUGCAAAGAUACAUGUAUUAUGUGCAGAAUGUAUAUUUGCAAAGAAAAUUUUCAUAUAAUCAUAGUAAAGAGUACCCUCAGAGAGAUAGUCGCGAGUUACCACCGUUAAUAAUGUACAGUACGAUAGAUUUGCAAACAAUGAAGCAAAUAAUGAAUUAGAGUUUGGAUGAAAAAAAAAGAGAGAUGCAUUAAAUUGUACAAUAUUUUUAAAUGUUAUAUUUUUUAACUCGUGUUGCAAAUUUAUGUAAUGUAUUACGAAAUCAUCACAUAAU